GCGAUUGGUCAGUAUAGUUUUGUAAGCUUACGCGGUACGACAUAGCAGAGUGUGUUCAGUACUCUGUGAUUUUCUACAAAAUCUAAACGUUUCGCGCGUUAAACUUAAUCUGUUUUCUGAGAAAGUGUUGGUCCGUUUUUAAGAAAAAAUUGUGAUUAGAUUAAAACUCUAAACUUUUCUUUAAACACAAGAGUGUAUUUUGAAAUGUCUCUAACAAAAUGCGUCACUCUGGAGGAAGAAAUGAAGAAGAAUCCUGAAUUGAAGAUGACGGAUAUAGAGAUCCUGAAAGAAUGGUGCGAGAAACAGCCGCAUCUGCCGAAAAUAUCGGAUCUGCAACUUGCUGUGAUGCUGCAUAGCAAUUAUUAUCAGAUCGAACCGACAAAGAGUACAAUCGAAAACUAUUUCACCAUCAGGACACACGCGCCGGAGUUUUUAUUUUCCAACCGAAAUCUGAUAAUAAAAGAAUUACGAACUUGUAAAGUUACAGCACAUAUUAUUAUUGGAGAAAAAACAAAAGAGGGUUAUACCAUGAUGUUGUCAAGACUUAUCGACUUCGAACCUUCACAUUAUGACAUUGCCAAAGAGACAAAUUUCGGUUUGAUGAUACUAGAGGAACACAUUUAUACUCAAGGUUUGGUACCUGGAUAUAUCAGCAUUAUAGAUGUCACUGGAUUAUCGCUCGGACAUUUAGGACGAUUACAUCCAAUGAUAGUAAAAACAGCUUUAACUUACGUUCAGAAUGCUUUUCCAUUACGUUUGAAAGCUAUUCACUUCCUCAAUUCGUCGCCAAUACUUCAAACAAUAUACAACAUGUUCAAGUCACUUAUCAACGAGGAACUAAUGAAAUUGAUACAUUUCCAUUCAUCAAUGGAGAGUGCGAAAAAAUAUUUGCCAAUAGAUGCGCUGCCUAACGAAUGCGGUGGAAAAGCUGGUCCUAUUGAAGAAUUAAGAGAAGUGGGCGUGAAGAAGAUCGAGGAUUUUCGCGAAUGGUUCUUGGAGGACGAAAGAGUCGGCCGGGUGAACGAAUCAUUACGAAUUGGCAAGUCCAAAACUUCCAACGACUUGUUCGGUAUGGACGGUAGUUUCAAGAAAUUAACAAUAGAUUAACGAAACAAAUGAUUUGUGAAGAAAAAACAAUAUUAUAGAUUAAUAAAAAAUCAAAACAUCUCUCUUAUAAUUAACGCGUUAUAUGUGAAUAACAAAUAUACACUUUAAGAAUUACAUAAAAAAUUAGUAAUAUGUUGUUACCGAACAAUGACCGUAAUUCGACUACGAAAUAUUUUUCUCGUACAAAGCAUUAUUAAAUUUUCUUAUUAUUCUAAUUGUACAUACCUUGUAAUAAUCUACAAAAAUAUAUUUAUUUCGUAAAACA
Pseudomyrmex gracilis is the source of this 1372-nucleotide messenger RNA. Its product is annotated as alpha-tocopherol transfer protein-like. The coding region runs from base 205 to 1107 and encodes 300 amino acids. The transcript is spliced from 4 exons. The record is from RefSeq and is a predicted model, not a curated record. Gene Ontology annotation, cellular component: membrane. Gene Ontology annotation, molecular function: phosphatidylinositol bisphosphate binding. NCBI's taxonomy places the organism in Eukaryota, Metazoa, Arthropoda, Insecta, Hymenoptera, Formicidae.